This is a messenger RNA of Striga asiatica, 1563 nucleotides long. NCBI's taxonomy places the organism in Eukaryota, Viridiplantae, Streptophyta, Magnoliopsida, Lamiales, Orobanchaceae. The record is from the annotation of a GenBank genome assembly.
GGAAAAUUGGCAACUGGCAUUAGGCUUCUUCUCUUGAUACUUUCCAGUAUUGAAAGGCAAAAAAUAUAUUCUAAUUUAAUUCUUCAUCACAAAGGAAGCACUUUUCUGAGUCAUUGUGACAUAUUCCUUCCUCUUUUCUUUUAUCCUUCUAUCCUUAACCCUUCUUUAUCUCUCUGCUUACCUUUUUCUAUAUAUAUAGCCAACUUUUUCUUUUGUGCAUUUUUAAUAAACUGCAGCUCAUACCAUCAUAAAAGCCCAUUUGGAGUUCAAAUUCGAAAAAAAAGACCCUCUCAAUAAUUAAUUAAAAUGGAUACAUCAGCUUCCAAGUUUCAGCUCUGCUCAUUUCUGCUCUCUGUUCUCAUUGUCUGCUCAUCGGGUUCAUUACAUUCCAUCCGACACACGGUCUUCAUGGAACCCCCGAUCACCACCAACCCAANCAAUAACCCUGUCACCAACCCAUCCACCGGCGGCCCCACCACCACUGUCCCCUCCGCCUUCCCUCCCCCAGCUCCAAUACCCUCCACUACCGUCCCUCCACCCUCCUCCCCCCUUACCAACCCAGUCACCACGCCAAGCACAGCCAUCCCACAACCAGCGACAGGGACAGGGACAGGGACAGGCGGCGGAGGAGGGCAGAGCUGGUGUGUAGCCAAGGCCGGAGCUCCAGAGACAACCAUCCAAGCUGCGCUCGACUACGCCUGUGGGACGGGAUCUGCUGACUGCUCGGCCAUCCAACAGGGUGGGAGCUGCUACACCCCCAACACCCUGCACAAUCACGCCUCAUUCGCUUUCAACUCCUACUACCAGAAGAAUCCCGCCCCCACCAGCUGCGACUUUGGCGGUGCUGCCACAACUACCAACCUCAAUCCAAGCUCCGGCUCGUGCAUCUUUCCAAACGGGCCAACCUCAUCAUCGGCAUCACCAACAGCGAUGAAUCCAGGGACUACGACUCCGAUACCCACACCAACAACCGAUUCUUCAUCAGGAGCAACACCAACCAGCUCUGUCAUUCCUCCGGCGCUCUUCAACGCUAGCAGCCCAGCUCUGGGAGGCGGCAUCUCAGGCUACGGAGAGAGCCCAAUGGCGGCCAACAUAUCAUGGGCUUUUAGGCCCGCCAAAUCUCAGCCACUCCUUGGAUGUGUUGUCACCUUGACAACCAUCAUCAUAACGGCAGCUGUUUUGGAUGUUUAGAGGCACUCAAGGGAGAUGAAUGGAUCAAGUUUUGGGGUGCAGCUAAUUAGAUUAAUUAAUUGUUAGAAGAUUAAUUACAUCAUAUAUAUGUAUGUGUAUCUAUGUAUCUAUCUAUCUAUCUAUUGGCUCAGACUCAACUCAUUUAUUUUGAGCUUCUUACUAUGUUAAUUAGUAUAUAUGCGCAGUUUCCUGUUCUUAUCGCAUCAUGAGUUAUAAGUAUUUUAAUUAGCUAUUUAUGUAUAAUAAUAGUGUUGUGAUCUCUCCAGACAAGGACUAUAUUUAUCAUCUUUCAAAUUGUCUCCACUUGUGCACUGUCACUACAAAAUAAAUGUAUAUGUCUGCCCAUAUCUAUAUGCAGAGACGACAUAAAGG